Paramecium sonneborni is the source of this 249-nucleotide messenger RNA. Lineage: Eukaryota; Ciliophora; Oligohymenophorea; Peniculida; Parameciidae. The record is from the annotation of a GenBank genome assembly.
UUGAUGAUUAAUUUUCAAUAGUUUAUAGAAAUUGGCGAAUGUUAUUCAUCCAAAGAAGUUAUAAAAAUACUAGGAAAAUCUAUUUAAAAGAGGAAAGUACAAUCAUAAGUCAUUGUUGAGGAGUUAAUUAAAUACAAUAAUACAACAGGAGAAACAGAGUACAAAAGAUGGAAUAAGGGUUGGAUAUAGAAGGCAAAGGAAGUUUAAUAAAAUUAUAAUAACUAGAAACUUAGUAAUAAGAAAUAGUGA